This is a messenger RNA of Cuscuta epithymum, 2400 nucleotides long. The record is from the annotation of a GenBank genome assembly. Lineage: Eukaryota; Viridiplantae; Streptophyta; Magnoliopsida; Solanales; Convolvulaceae.
GGUCAUUUAACAGAAGAGGUCUAUAUGCGUCAUCUGCGGGGUUUCAUUCACCUCAUUAUCUUCAUCAUCUGUGUCGUCUGCGUAAGGCUAUUUAUGGUCUUAGACAGGCCCCACAAGCGUGGUUUCAUAGGUUCAGUAGUAUUCUGCUUUCUCAUAAUUUUUUAUGUAGCAAGUCGGAUAACUCUCUGUUCAUUUAUCGCCAGGGUCCUUCAGUUAUUUAUUUAUUAUUAUAUGUGGAUGACAUUUUUAUUACUCGCAAUUCCUCUUCUGUUGUCACUGAGUUUAUUCAUCUUAUUGCUUUAAUCGACAUUUUGCAAAGAAGGACUUGGGUGAUCUUCAUUAUUUUAUUGGCAUUCAAGCCACUCGUAAUAGUAAAGAUUUGUUCCUCUCUCAGCAUAAAUAUGUCUCUGACCUUUUAUCCAGGUUUCCCUUACACACUCUAAAGACUGCCCGUACUCCGAUUGUGUCUCGUACCUCUUUAUCUCUCACUGAUGGCGAGCUACUUGCAAAUGCGACUGAGUAUCGCAGUAUGGUAGGUGCAUUAUAGUAUUUAACUUUGACAAGACCUGAUAUUAUUUAUGCAGUGCAUUUAGUUUCUCAGUUUAUGCAUGCCUCACACAUCACCCACCUUUUUGCUGUCAAGAGGAUUUUUAGAUAUUUGCAGGGUACCAUUGAUCAUGGUUUGUGGCUUCAGCCCACACCUAAGGCGACUUGCAUUAUAGCAUACUCGGAUGCAGAUUGGGCUGGGUGUCCCGACACGUCUCGGACCACCACUGGAUAUGCUGUUUUUCUGGGGCCCAAUCUCGUGUCUUGGAAAUCCAAAAAGCAGCCUAUUGUCUCCAAAUCCUCUACAGAAGCAGAGUAUCAUGCUAUUGCUUACACGGUCCAGGACACACUUCAUAUUCGGUCCAUUCUGUUCGAGCUUGGCUUUCCUGUUACGGCACCGGUUUGUCUGUUCUGCGACAACAUCUAUGCUUCCUACUUGACAUCGAAUCAUGUUCAGCAUGCUCGGAGCAAGCAUAUUCAGAUUGAUUAUCACUUUGUUCUUGAACGCGUGGCUCAUGGUGAUCUUGUAGUUAAAUAUGUGCCUACUAGUCUUCAGCUGGUGGAUAUAUUUACUAAGAGUCUCUCUAGUCAGCAAUUUCAUUUUUAAAAAGACAACCUGCGCAUUGUAUCUCCUGCACAGUUUGAGGGGGUGCAAUAGCCUAAUAUUAAAUUAGGAAUACUUUGUAUUUUUGGAAACUCUCAUUAUUAUAAAUAUAUCUGACACUUACCCUAUUAGGGUAACCUUUCCCAUUAUUUCACAAUUUGUUCAUUCUGAUAGCGUGAGGUUUAAGUGCUUUAAUUAGAAGGCAAGAAAGUAUGGGGAACAUUCUGGGUAUUGCGGUGGCUAGACAAGCACCGAGAGUUUCUCAUUUAUUAUUUGCAGAUGAUAGCUAUUUAUUUUUUCGAGCUCGAGAACGGGAAUGUCAGACGAUCAAACAAGUCUUGCAAUGGUAUGAAGAAGGGUCCGGCCAGAAGAUAAAUUACCAAAAGUCAUCCGUGAUGUGCAGCCCGAAUAUAGGAGAUGAUCUAAAAGAUUACAUUUGCAAUUUUUAGGGGUGAAUAAUUAAGGAGGUUGACAGGCCACGCUACCUGGGAUUACCGGCACUUGUUGGCAGAAAGAAAACUGAGAUCUUGGGGUACCUCAAGGAGCGGAUUAUUAACAGAAUUAGCAGUUGGAAUAAUAAAUUUCUUUCUAAAGCAGGGAGGGAGAUUAUGCUGAAGACGGUCAUCCAAGCAAUGUCGACAUAUGCAAUGAACGUUUUUCUAUUGCCAAAAGAAAUGUGCUAAUAGAAAAUUUAAUGAAUGGCUCCUGGUGUAAGGGCUCAGAUUUAACUAGAAGGGGCAUCUGGUGGAGAUCAUGGCAAGCUCUGUGUAUAGUGUAUACCCAAACAGAAGGGAGGUUUAGGUUUUCGCUCUUUGCGGGAAUUUAAUAUAGCUGUGUUGGGAAAACAAGCCUGGAGACUCAUUAAACAUCCGGACUCUCUUGUGGGGAGGAUUUUUAAGGAGAAAUAUUUCCCUAAUGGUUCUUUUUUGCAGGCGAAAACCGGAAGCAAUCCAUCCUUCGUAUGGAGCAGUAUACUCUAUGCACAGGAGCUGAUGAAUAGCGGUUUACGCAGAAAAGUGGGAAACGGCCAAUCAAUCUCCGUAUGGAGGGAGAGAUGGCUACCAGGGACAACCGAUGGUAUGAUACAUACACCUCUGCCAAAUGGAAUUGCAAACAUAAAUGUGGCUGCCCUAUUAAACGAGAACGGGGAGAGUUGGAAUGCUGACAGAAUCUCAAAUUUAUUCUCGGAGGAAGAAAACAAAAAUAUUUUAGCUAUACCAUUGAGCAAAAGAAGAACCUAGGAUGGCAUA